UACUUUCCAAAUAAAACAGAAAAACCAUUCUAAGUACUGUGGGUUUUAAACCUGUGGGAAACAUCUCGUGCUAAUGACAUCUUGCUUGUAAAUGCGCAGUGUAUCAGCAAACACCCCUAUUCUCUGUCACAACACGUAUAGGAGCACUUACGUCUAGACACACCCAUGAAAGAAUGUGGGGUAGCAAUAUGAGUAAAAUUGAAACCCAGCCAAACGUUUAUCGGGGCGUGGAAAUUGUUCGAAAUACUUCAGCUUUCAGCUAAUUCCGUGUUUGAUUUAGGUUUUGGACUGGGGACGCUGCAGCUGCUGAAUUCUCUGGUUGACGAGUUAAUAGAUUCCAGGUGCAAUGGACUGGGGGACAUUACAAGGUGUGCUCAGUGGCGUGAAUAAAUAUUCGACCAGAUUUGGACGGAUCUGGCUCUCGGUAGUCUUCAUCUUCAGAGUAUUAAUCUAUGUGGUGGCAGCGGAAAGUGUGUGGGGUGAUGAGCAGAGUGACUUUGUAUGCAAUACCCUUCAACCUGGCUGUCCAAACACUUGCUAUGACCAUUACUUCCCCAUCUCCCACAUUAGACUAUGGGCUCUGCAACUAAUCUGUGUCACCACACCUUCUCUGCUGGUUGUCUUGCAUGUCGCCUACCGAAAGGAGAGGGAGAGGAAGCACAGGCUAAAAUAUGGACAGAAUUGUUCCCAAUUAUACAAAAACACAGGGAAGAAACAUGGUGGGCUCUGGUGGACCUAUCUGAUCAGUCUGGUGUUUAAAAUUGGGUUUGAAAUCGCUUUCUUGUAUAUACUUCAUCACAUUUAUAAUCGUUUUGAUUUGCCUCGUCUUGUCAAGUGUUCCAUGUUCCCCUGUCCAAACAUAGUUGAUUGUUUCAUUGCCAAGCCAACUGAGAAAAAGAUCUUCACAUACUUCAUGGUUGGAGGGUCAGGUCUUUGUACCAUCCUCAACAUUUCUGAACUACUUUACCUAAUUUUCAAACGAUGCUUUCAAUGUUGCCACAAAAAAAAUGAAAAGGAAGAGGUGAGCAUGUCAAGGACAAGGCGAAAUUUAAUUCGUAAAGAUGUUCUUGAGAAUGGCAUUAGUUUAGAAGAAUAUAAACACAAGGUCUAACAAGCUCUGCUGUAAACCAAUAUGAAAAUCAUUUUUGUUUACACACUUUGGAACAGCUUAACAUGAACAGAACCUGCUUGGUGAUUUCACCAAUAACAGAUGCCAUUCCAGCAAACAAAUGGAACUAUGAGGGCAAGUCUGCACAAAGCUAUGUCAGACUGGCUAAGAAUUAAUAACAUUCACACCAAAUUCAGUAUGACUCUCAUCUUUCUAUGUCUGUAGAAACGUUUUUCACUGUAACCUGACAUUUUGACCAAGUGUUUGGAACAAGUGUUUGAGUUAUCUCCAGCUCAGUAAGGCUUUCAAAUCCAUAUCUGUACGAUGUUAUACCAAAGACAUGACAUCACUGAGAAGUGGGAACAUUAUUGAAGUUUGCAUAAUCAUUGGAUCAGCAGAGGCAUGAACUGUGAGAACAUUACCAUUGGAUAAGCAAUGAUAUGGACAGCCUUUUUAUCAGUAGACAGACAAUCGAGGAUCAGGACAAAAUAUAUUCACCAAUAGGAUAAAAUGGACAUUGACACAGCAUAUAUCACCAUCAAGCAACAAAGUGAAGGGCAGAGCACACAUCACCACUGCAAGAUUGAGAGUUGUGGUGCUACAACUAUAGGCUGGAGUGUGUUCAGAGAAGAAGAAUAACUGCUGUAAGUUUUGUGGAACUAUCACAAGGAAAUGGAGAAGCAUUGUGAAAAAUUAUGAACAUUCAUGAGUGGAUUUCAUGAGAUAAUGGACAAAGUUGCAUCAUUUGAUGCACAAAAUUCCAGUAAAAACAAUCACAGGAAAUCUUGUGGAUAAAAAUGGGUCUUGACUCAAUCCCAUAAAUCCAUGGGCCUUAUUGUAAGUGGACACAACUUCACAAAGUGAUUCCAAAAUACUAGUUAAAAAAAUACUCCAAAAUUACAAGUUAUUAGGAACAGAGCUUGAUCUAGAUAAUCACCAUUAAAUAUGACUCCAGGAUUUCGGCACAAACAAUCUAAGCUGAUAGUUCAGUGCAGUACUGAGCUGACAGUCCAGUGCAGUGCUGCACUGUCAGAGGUGCCGUCUUUCCAUUGAGAACUUAAAAGGUCCAGUGUGCCCUUUUAGGUGGAUAUAAAAGAUUAUAUGGCACCAUGUCAAAGAAGAGCAGGGUAUUUAAACAUGACAAAUAUUUAUUCCUCAAUCAACAUCAUAAAAACAGGUUGUGUGGUUAUUAUUAAAUUGUGAGAUCUUGCUGUGCA
This is a messenger RNA of Carcharodon carcharias (great white shark), 2325 nucleotides long. RefSeq names its product gap junction beta-3 protein-like. Lineage: Eukaryota; Metazoa; Chordata; Chondrichthyes; Lamniformes; Lamnidae. The record is from RefSeq and is a predicted model, not a curated record. The transcript is spliced from 2 exons. Gene Ontology annotation, cellular component: connexin complex. The coding region runs from base 347 to 1111 and encodes 254 amino acids. Gene Ontology annotation, biological process: cell communication.